This is a messenger RNA of Arabidopsis thaliana (thale cress), 1282 nucleotides long. Its product is annotated as NAD(P)-binding Rossmann-fold superfamily protein. The record is from RefSeq and is marked reviewed. NCBI's taxonomy places the organism in Eukaryota, Viridiplantae, Streptophyta, Magnoliopsida, Brassicales, Brassicaceae. The transcript has 4 exons. The coding region runs from base 71 to 1102 and encodes 343 amino acids.
AUGCUAGUAUGCUUCAGGUUCAAUCACCGCCCCAUUAGAUUCUCUCUCCCUCUCUAAAGACCACACCUUUAUGUUCCCUCUAUAUCUAUAUAAGACGCAAACACAGGGACCAUUCUCUUCAAAGACGAGAAAUUAUAAGUUAGGAAACGACAAAGACCGAUCUAUAUAUAUAUCUCGGAGCAAUAUAGCUAGCACAAACAUGUUUCAGAUUGGAAAAAACGCAUUAUUCAAGAAUGUGAGCAAGAACUUCCUUAUCAAGGGAAUAUCCUCAUCCUCAUCAUCUCAUUCAACUUCAAGGAAGCUAGAAGGUAAAGUAGCACUCAUCACUGGAGGAGCAAGUGGGAUUGGCAAAGCAACAGCCGGAAAAUUCAUCAGUCAUGGAGCCAAAGUUAUCAUUGCCGAUAUCCAACCGCAGAUUGGGCGAGAAACCGAGCAAGAACUCGGUCCCAGUUGUGCUUACUUCCCAUGCGAUGUGACCAAAGAAUCAGACAUUGCUAACGCAGUUGACUUCGCUGUCUCGCUCCAUACAAAGCUCGACAUUAUGUACAACAAUGCUGGUAUUCCCUGCAAAACGCCUCCUAGUAUCGUUGAUCUUGAUCUCAAUGUUUUCGACAAGGUAAUCAACACAAAUGUCCGUGGAGUCAUGGCAGGAAUCAAACAUGCUGCUCGUGUGAUGAUCCCGCGUAACUCUGGAUCCAUCAUUUGUGCAGGGAGUGUCACGGGGAUGAUGGGCGGUUUAGCCCAACAUACUUACAGCGUCUCAAAAUCCGCUGUUAUCGGAAUUGUAAGAUCAACAGCUUCAGAACUAUGCAAGCACAGGAUCCGGGUCAACUGCAUUUCUCCUUUUGCGAUCACAACAUCAUUCGUGAUGGAUGAGAUGCGACAGAUUUACCCCGGUGUUGAUGACUCAAGGCUGAUCCAGAUAGUGCAGAGUACAGGAGUGUUAAAUGGAGAGGUUUGUGAACCAACCGAUGUAGCUAAUGCAGCGGUGUAUCUCGCUUCCGAUGAUUCAAAGUAUGUAAAUGGGCAUAAUCUGGUGGUAGAUGGAGGAUUCACAACUGUAAAGACGUUAGAUUUCCCUGCACCUGACCAAGUGAAGUAACAAAACUCAUAAUAUACAAAGAAAACUGUUCUUGAAACUUCAAGUGAACUAGACUGCACUAGACUAGACUAGACUAGGCCGGUUUCUAUUCUGUCAACAAUCAAAUUUAUAGCUGCAUUAGCGGAUGUGAAAGCUCCAUGGAAGCUUUCUUGGUAUGAAAUGGAAGUUAAAUCUUGAGCC